Molecule: messenger RNA, 575 nt
Organism: Dimorphilus gyrociliatus
Lineage: Eukaryota; Metazoa; Annelida; Polychaeta; Dinophilidae
Source: the annotation of a GenBank genome assembly
AUCUGAAUUUCAAGCUUUAGUAAUUUAGUUUAAGUCAGGCCCGCUUAGCUUUUAGAGUUCAACAUCAACCAAAAAUAAUGUUUCAUAUACCAGGAUUCGGAUUCAAUCGACCAGUCGGAGCUAAACAUCCUAACUGGGUUCUCAGUCAAGGUCGUUACGCCCCCCCUAACGCUGUUGUUGCGGGAGUGGGCCAUGACGGAGAACCAUUCUAUGUUGGAAGAACACUCCAUGGAAAUAAUUUAAUUCCAGGAAAAGUGAAGUUAUCUCAAGGAAAAUGCUACGUUCCUUUUGGAGGUCAAGAACAUAGUUCAAGUAAUUAUGAGAUUCUUGUUCAAACGGAGGAUAUUAUGUUCGAUUGGCUACCAGCGUCGAAUGGAGCAAUUCCAGCAGGAGCGAUCAUAGGAGGUUAUAAGUCAGACGGAAAAAGGAUGUUUGUAGGACGAGCUCUCCAUAACAAUAAACAAAUACCUGGCAAAGUCAAUGUAGAAAAUAAAUGUAUAUACAUAGCGGAUGGUGGACGUGAAAUAUCUUACAACAGCUACGAAGUACUAGUUUGUCGAAUGGUUGAUUUAUGA